Molecule: messenger RNA, 5873 nt
Organism: Brienomyrus brachyistius
Lineage: Eukaryota; Metazoa; Chordata; Actinopteri; Osteoglossiformes; Mormyridae
Product: supervillin-like
Exons: 30
Coding region: 723-5270 (1515 amino acids)
Biological process (GO): barbed-end actin filament capping; actin polymerization or depolymerization; actin filament severing
Cellular component (GO): actin cytoskeleton; cytoplasm
Molecular function (GO): phosphatidylinositol-4,5-bisphosphate binding; actin filament binding
Source: RefSeq, a predicted model, not a curated record
AGUGCUGGACGAGGCUCUGUGCGGACUUUCUCUUGCGCUUUCUUGUUUGUAAAGCCCCCACCCCAACCUUCGGGAAGUGGGGCUCUUAGGAGGAAGGGCGGCUCUUUUAUCCCAGAGAAAAGUGAGGAUUCGCAGAGCAUGCAUUUGCGUUUCUGUGAAUAAUUAAGCUUAGCUCCUAGUCUUCCUGGGACGCCAGUUGCCGGGGCACCAUUUUUUAAGGAAAAAAACAAAAAAACUGUUUUUACUCCUGUCUUCAGCACAACAAAACCUGGUGUCUCCUGCUUAUCGUCUCCUUUCACUGUUAAUGGGGACUUCUUUUCUUGGUUUGUUUUUAAUGUGUGUUCUGCGCACCGUCGAAUGUGACAUGAGAAAGUUUUGAAAGUGCAGGAGCUUCAUGAGCAGCAGCUGACCAUAAUCAUUGAGUGGUGGUCAAAUGGGAACAUUGCCGCUUGUGCUCCAACAUUACCAGGCAGAAGGUCUUCAGUAACGCACUGAAGCACUCACUAAGCAUUGUGGUUGCUGUAAUGGAAUGAGCAGCCUGUCAGGAGCGAGACGCUGAAGUUUUCACUGCACUCAGGGCCUUUCUUCGUGUCAACUUUGAGUUUCUGUACUGCUUGCGAAUCUGAGUUGGGCCCUUUGAGUACUAAGUGCUCUGAAACUUCUGGAAUAACUAGUUCCACUCACUCCAGGGACAGAAUCCAGGAAAAAACUCAUUGGGUGCCAUGGAAAACACAGCCACGGAAUCCAAAGCUGAGCGGAUCGCAAGGUACAAGGCAGAGAGGAGGAGAGAGCUGGCGGAACGCUAUGGUAACACGGAAGAACUUCCCUCGAAAUAUGUAAGGAAGGACAAAAGGGAAGCCUUGGACACUGCAGGCACAGAGCCAAAGUCAGAUGUCUGUGAGGCUGAUAGGAUCACACUGGAGAUGGACGUGGUGCCCUCAAGCAGUAGUGCAGGACAUAAAGCAUGUCCUGAUGCCCUGUUGCAGGAUGAGGACAAAGGACAGCACAUUCUUCCUCAAAAAAUUACCAAUGGCAGCAAAGUGGACAUGGGCAGAGAUGCAUCAUCUCUCCAGUGCAGCUCACUGGAGGCGGAUGAACCAGAGAAGUCGAAAGCUGACAUUACUGAAGAUGACACAGCCAACCCAAAUGUUUCUGCCAAGACGGCUGUGUUUCAGGAGCUGGAGCAACCCCAUCCUUCAGUCGACAGUCACAAACAGAAAAUCUACCAAGCCAAUGAGGUCCAAGCUCAUACUCAGCCAAUUACUGAUAAGGAUAGAACCACUGUGUGCAGCCUCCCCAAGGUUGGAGUGACAGGAGAGUUCAAUGAGGGGCGUCUAGGGAGAGGAAGCACCGGCUCCAGUGUGUCUGAGGCUGGAGGGAAGGAGCCCAAUAACCGGACUUUCCAGGAGGAGAGCAAGGCAGAUGUCGGAGAGGUUGUCAAGAAGCAGAGGCCAAAGGGAGCACCGCCCAUCAGCCAGCCCACUGCUGAGUGUGAGACAGUGGUGGGAAAAGGUCAAGAAGAUGAUGAGCUGCCUCACCUACCUCUGAUGACUCAGCAUGCUGAAAGCCAGGACAUGCAAACCAGUCUGAAAGCAGAGGCCCAACCAGGGAGCCAGCUCACCACGGAGCAGCAGGACUCAAACAUAAAGAGCCCUAGCUUUGAGAAGAACCUGGAUGAGGUCGACACCAAGAGUGAGGAAGAAGCCCCACCUUCCAUAGCCCCACCUCCCCAGAAGGGGAGGAGUAGCUCCUCCAGCUCCAGGGACUCCAUGGCCACAAGCUCGUCCAUGGGUGCCUGCGAGCCCCCCCGCAGCCCCUCCCCAAAUGAAUGCGUCUUCCUGGAGAAGGCUUCUUCUUUCUCCGAGGAGGGGGAAGAGCUGGACAGCAGCCUGGACAGCAGCAUGAGCUCCUCUCUAAGGGACAGGCUUGCAGACUCGAGCAGUGGCGACGAGGAGUGGAGAAGCAGGAAGAAGAAGACCAAGCCCGGUGACUUGGUGCACAAAUCUCUGGCUGAACGCUGUAACCAGCUGCAGGAUGCCGAGAAUGCUUGGAAGAAGAAGGUGGGGGCUACAGAAUGCACACCACAUGGAAACCAUCUGCCAAGUACAGGACACACCAGAGAGAAGGCCUCAGCCGAAGUGGAAACAAAGAUGUCGCUGUCAGAACGAAUGCGGAUCCUGCAGGAGAAGGAGGACCAGUGGAAGAGCAAGGGGAAGGGAGCCUCCAAUGACUCCACACAGUUCACAGUUGCUGGGCGCAUGGCGAAGAGAGGCCUUGUGUCCCCUGUAUCGGGGAAAGAAGAAUCAUCUCCUUUUCAGAGCAAAAAAUCCACCACCAGCACCCCAGCCAGGCCCCUAGAAGAGAUCUCCUCGCGCCCUGAUGUGGAAGUUGAGGGGGACAAGAAGCUGGACAAGCUGGAAUCCUUUCUGGACAAGCUGCAUAAAAAAGGCCUUGGUCACCAAGAGACCUCCAUUAAGGUGACAGAGGAGACAGUGAAGGAAGUAAUGACGUUGGAUGACGAAGAUACGUUUGGCCGUUUUUACAGGGCAGUCACUCCCUCAGCUCUCAGCUCCAGCAGUCCCAUUGACACAGAGCAGGACCUCAGCGUCGUCGAGUCUGAAUCACCAAAGCUGACGUCUGUGGUAGCAGCCCACAGGCGCUCAGUCCGCCCAGCCCGCAAGACCCAGGCCUCACGGAAUCCCCUGCGGGCCCUGGCAGGACGAGACGACAUUCGCCAGGAAUACAUGGAGCAGAGGCUCAAUGUUGCCAGCGUUGAGACCAAACGGAUUCAAGUUGAGAAGAUGGCAAAAUUCUCCAAUCUUGCGGAUGCAGCUCUAGCUGGACUGGCCAGCAAGGAAAACUUUCGUAAAGUCAAUCUGCGCAACGUAAAAUCUACGGAGGUGGUGACCAACAACAGUGCAGUGCCCUUCAACAAGCUCAUGCUCAUCCACAUCAAAGGACGGCGGCACGUUCAGGUGCGCUUGGUGGAGCCCGUGGCCCGCUCCCUGAACAGCGGCGACUGCUUUCUGCUCAUCACGCCCAAGCAGUGCUACAUGUGGAGUGGGGAGUUUGCAAACGUCAUUGAAAAAGCUAAGACUUCAGAGAUGGCAUCCUUUGUUCAGGCCAAAAAGGAUCUGGGUUGCAAGGCCCCGCAGGUCACCAUCCUCGAGGAGGGUGUCAACACGGAGAACAGCAGAGCCAAAGAAUUCUGGACCCUGUUGGGGGGCAAGGCUGAAUACAAAGGAGCAGGGGACCCAGAAGAAGAUGAGCUAUAUGAGAGCGCGAUGGUUGAGUCUAACUGUGUGUACCACCUGGUGGAGGAUAAGCUGGUUCCUCAUGAGAAGGCCUGGGCCUGCAUCCCCAGCGUAUCCCUGCUGAGUUCCAAGGAGGUGUUAGUGUUUGACUUUGGCAGUGAAGUGUACGUGUGGCAUGGCAAGGAUGUGCCCCUGAGUGACAGAAAGGUGGCAGUACAGUUGGCCAAGCAGCUCUGGUUGGGCUCCUAUGACUACAGCAACUACAGGGUCAACCCGCUAGACCCUUUCUCCUGUAAUCCAGAGAUCCAACUGCAGGGUGAGGGCCGCCCCAGCUGGGCCCUUUUUGGGCGGCUGUCAGAGCACAAUGAGACGUCACUCUUUAGAGAGAAGUUCCUGGACUGGGCUGAGAAGCCCGGUACCAAGGAGGAGCCUGAUGUGGAGGAGGUAAAGAGUCCAGUGUUUCCCGUGUUCCACGAGUCAGAGCUUCAGCCCUGUGAUGCCAAGGCCAUGCUAGCUGGUGGGGGAGAUGCAGUGCCCUGCACCAUCCUGGAGGGGCUGGAUGUUCAGCGAGGCUACGGUCUGGUGCGCACUGAGGAUGGCAGGCAGGCCCAGCUGGCCACUGUUGCUGUGGAUGCCUGGCACAUCCGCGAGUUUGAUGAUUAUGAGAUCCCACAGGAGAGCAUUGGGCAGCUGCACGAGGGCGACACCUACAUCAUCCGCUGGAAGUACUCUGUCACCACUGUCGUGGGGAAGCGGCAGAACCCAGGAGAGCUAAGCAGUGGCGGCACAGGUAGGGAGCGCUCUGCCUGCUUUUUCUGGCAGGGUCGGCACUCCAGCGCCAGUGGCAAGGGCACGUCGGCACUCAUGACUGUGGAACUGGGUAACCACAGGGGGGCGCAGGUACUCGUAGCUCAAGGGAAGGAGCCUCCCUGCUUUCUCCACCUCUUCCAAGGUGGCUUGGUCAUCCACCUGGGAAGUCGGGAAGACACUGCCUCCGAUAUAGCUGCUCCUGCGGCAGAUGGCUGGCGACUCUUCUGUGUGCAGGGUGAAACAGCAAUGGAGGCCUCCCUGGUGGAAGUUGAGUGUUGCUGUGCCAGCCUGCGUUCUCGUGGUUCCCUGGUCCUCCUCAGUGCCCACCAAGGGGUGCUUUUCCUGUGGCAUGGCUGUAAGGCCCAUGGGCACAAGUGUGAGGUGGCCAAGACGGCUGCUGAGCAUGUCGUACAGAAGUACCCAGCUGAACUUGGGCUGAACAGUAACAGCAAAAUUGAGGUGCAGGAAGUGAAGGAGGGAGAGGAGCCAGCGGCAUUCUGGAAUGCACUGGGCCAGCAAAACCGGAAGGCCUACGACUGCAUGCUGCAAGACCCAGGCAAGUACAGCUUCACGCCAAGGCUCUUCCGCUUGACGGCUUGCUCUGGGACCUUCCAGGCAGAGGAGCAGCUGAGUCCUGCCCGUCUCCCAGGGGCCAUGAUGGCCAUGCCCUUCUUGCAGGAGCAGCUCUACUCAAUGCCCCAGCCAGCACUGUUCCUGCUCGACAACCGCAUGGAGGUGUAUCUGUGGCAGGGACCAUGGCCAGAUGACACGGAGUGCACUGGAUCCGCCAAGAUCCGCUGGGAUGCUGAGAGAAAGUGUGCGAUGGAGACUGUGCUGGAGUACUGCAAAGAGAAGAACCUGAAACGCCCCCCACAGGCAUACCUUAUCCUUGCUGGGGCAGAACCUCUCACCUUCACCAACAUCUUUCCCCGCUGGGAGACGGACCCUAACGUUAAGCUCCAGACGGAAGCCCCAAGGAACAAGGUGAUUCUAGUGAAGGAUGCUCUCUCAAGGCUCAGUAAGAACCAGUACUCCGUGGAGGAGCUGCUGGCCAAGCCCCUGCCUGAGGGAGUGGACCCCUUGCGCUUAGAGCUCUACCUCUCAGAUGAAGACUUUCAGAGGGUUUUGGAGAUGACACGAGAUGAAUUCAACUCACUCCCUAACUGGAAACAAAUCAACCUGAAAAAAAGCAAAAGACUUUUUUAAAGAAGAAAUAAAUAUGCCUUUUAUGUCAUUAAGUGUAAACAAGUAUUUCAUAUUUUUGCACUUUUGUAUUUCUUAACUUUAAGAAGGUAAAGUGACAAAGUUCAAAUGUACAGUCUAUGUCUAGUAACUGCCUGUAUAAACACUUUUAUUUUUCUGUACUGCAUUUUAUCAGUGGAUUUCAGUCAAAAGUAAAAAAGGAAAAAAAAGAAAAGAAAAAUCCAAAGGGAAGCAUAAUAUUGCCCCCUACUGGUACACCAUUAUAACUUACAGCAAAAAUGUUUCUUUUUCCUUGUGGUCUUCUGUUUACAAAUAUAAGCCUAUAUCCAAGUAAAUGCAAAACUAUAAAACCUUGUAAAAUAAAUGUGUAUCAUACUUUUCUGUUUUUUUAAUAUAUGUAUAACAUUGGACAAUGCCGGAUAACCAAAAACACGGUAUAUGCAGUGUAUGUGGAGCAAAUGCAGUGGGAGAAUACCUUCCCUAUCUGCUUUGUUGACCAUAUGCUGGAUGACUGCUUGAAUGAUGAACUGCCUUUAAUGCCACAAAUUUACAAAUAAUAUUGUGGGAGUAGUUUUUUUUCUGAAAUAAAUACAUUUUACCACUUUU